This is a messenger RNA of Aureobasidium musti, 1698 nucleotides long. The record is from the annotation of a GenBank genome assembly. NCBI's taxonomy places the organism in Eukaryota, Fungi, Ascomycota, Dothideomycetes, Dothideales, Saccotheciaceae.
AUGCCUCGUCCAUCGAGAGCUAAACCUGCUCGCGAAGACUCAUCCGAUCUGUCAUCUGCUGCAUCAGACACUCCCGAACCCAGCACCGUGCAAGACGCUUCCAACGGCACUAGAGGGACCAAGCGCAAGCGCCAGCUUAACCAAGAGACCACCCAAGUCAUUGAAGAAGAGGAAGAGCAGGAAGACAAGGCUACCCCUGUCAAAAGACUCGACAACACGACCAAGGUUGUCGAAGAGACUCAGGAAACAGAAACCACAACAGCAGACGUCCAGGAAACAAAGCCCAAGGUCGUGAGGAAGCGCAAGACCAAAGAGGAGAAGGAAGCAGAGGCAAUGCCCCUAGCAGCUCGAACAAUCGGCCACAAGCUUUUCAUCGGUGCCCACGUCUCGGCCGCUGGUGGUGUUCCUAAUGCUGUUCAAAAUGCCAUUCAUAUCGGUGCAAAUGCCUUUGCCCUGUUCUUGAAGUCUCAACGCAAAUGGGCCAACCCUCCGCUAGACGAGACCCAUUCCAUCAACUUCCAUUCCCAUUGCGACAAGCACAACUUUGACCAGAAUCAACAUGUCGUCCCACACGGCUCAUACCUGGUCAAUCUAGCACACACUGACCCCGACCGUACCAAACAAGCCUACGACUCCUUCCUCGAUGAUCUGAAGCGUUGUGAGAAGCUAGGCAUCUCGCUCUACAAUUUCCAUCCUGGUAACAGCGUGGGCGGUGAUCGUGAUGCUGCCAUUGCUCAUUUGGCUGGCAAUCUCAAUCGCGCACACAAGGAGACCUCUAAAGUCAUCACCCUACUCGAGAACAUGGCCGCAGGUGGAAACGUCAUCGGCUCAACAUUUGAGGAUUUGCGCGAUGUCAUUGACCUGAUUGAUGACAAGUCUCGCGUCGGCGUCUGUCUCGAUACCUGCCAUGCCUUUGCAGGUGGCUACGAUCUACGCACACCCGAGACAGUCCAGAAGACCCUUUCGGAGUUCGACGAAACAGUCGGCAUGAAGUACCUCCGUGCUCUGCAUCUGAACGACAGCAAAGCUCCCUUNUCCAGCCACAGAGAUCUCCACGCAAAUAUUGGCACUGGCUUCCUAGGCUUGCGCGGCUUCCACGCCAUCAUGAACGAUGAGCGUGUCAUCGGCCUCCUAUGGUGCUUGGAAACACCAAUCGAAGUCCGUGAUGAGAAUGGCAACCUUCAAAAAGAUGCUAAGGGCAAGGAAAUGGAGGACAAGAACAUUUGGGCCAGAGAAAUCAAGUUGCUGGAAAGCCUUGUGGGCAUGGACGUGGAAAGUGAAGAGUUCAAGGAACUGGAAGAUAAGCUGCAGAAGAUGGGUAAGGUUGAGCGAGACAGGAUCGCCGAGCAAGUUGAGAAGAAGACUACAAAGGUUAAGGAAAAGGAAGACAAGGCAAAGGCCAAACAGACCAAACUCAACUUUGGCAAGGCUGCUGCUCCGGCCAAAAGGUUUCUUUACGAGUCCUCACUCACUCGCAUUGGCAUAUUCUUUGCUGGUGCUCCUUCCAACAAUCCAAACUCUUGCGAGUUCAGAAUCCGACUCUUGUCGUUUUCCCGCAUCGUCAUAUUCUUUGGCGGUGCUCCUUCAAACACCCCCCCCCCCCCCGGCGGUGGCCCCGGCGAAAACUUGGGCUCCCGCUUGCAUCGGGAUAUUCUUUCUCGGUGCUCCUUCAAAACAAGCCCUGUACAUGGCUACUAA